Molecule: messenger RNA, 4520 nt
Organism: Oncorhynchus masou masou (cherry salmon)
Lineage: Eukaryota; Metazoa; Chordata; Actinopteri; Salmoniformes; Salmonidae
Product: sugar transporter SWEET1-like
Exons: 6
Coding region: 165-824 (219 amino acids)
Biological process (GO): carbohydrate transport
Cellular component (GO): membrane
Molecular function (GO): sugar transmembrane transporter activity
Source: RefSeq, a predicted model, not a curated record
AUACGGAAGUACAGUGUCGUUAGAAUGACGCCAACCUUGAGUUGCUGAUGCAGAUGUCAACUAUUUGCACGAUAGCUGAUUUGAUAUUCACAGCGAAAUUACUCACAACUUAGACACAUACCUAGCUAUCUAGGUAGUGUUCCAUAUAUUCCAUUUUCCGAUCUAUGGAGUUUUUGCAGUUUCUAUCAUGGGCGUGCAUCGUAUUUACAGUCGGGAUGUUCUCGACUGGACUGACGGACCUGAAGAAGAUGAGAGCUUCCAAAAGUGCAGAUAACGUCCAGUUCCUCCCCUUCCUCACCACAUGCCUCAAUAACCUGGGCUGGCUGUAUUAUGGGAUACUGAAGACGGAUGGGACUCUGGUCCUGGUUAACACCAUAGGAGCCUGUCUACAGUCCCUCUACAUCCUCUCCUACUGCCACUACACCAACGACAAGAGGCGAGUGACCUCUCAGACAUUACUAGCAGGAGGAGUGGUCUGUGGAGGCUGGCUGUACUUCAGUGUUGUCCUGCCUCAGGGAGAGUCUCAGCUGGCCCAGCUCGGUCUCACCUGCAGCCUGUUCACUAUCAGCAUGUACCUGAGUCCACUCGCUGACCUGAUGGAGAUAGUGCGUACUGGUAGUGUGGAGCGUUUGUCCUUCUCUUUGACUGUAGCUACCUUCCUCACCUCAACAUCCUGGACGCUCUAUGGACUACAGCUGCAAGACUACUAUAUCAUGGUUCCAAACACGCCAGGCAUUGUGACCAGUCUCAUCCGGUUCUUUCUGUUCUGGAGAUUUGCAUCUGUCAAUCAAGGCGUGCCAUCCUAUAAGCUCAUCGAAAUCUAAGUGGCUGGAGACUCACACCAAUAGUUACAAGGGAGAGAGAUAACAGGCUUUUUGACCCUAUCAUGGUCAGGCUGUCAAUCACUCAUAUUGUAAAUGAUUCAUGAUCACUCCUACCCACCAAGGGUUAAGGAAGACUUUCUCCUCUCAAGUCAGAAGCUGUCCCUAAUCACAGAUCAAGGAUCAGAGUACCCUAGCAAUGUGGGAUGAAAAAUGAUGAAUAAAUAUCUGACCCUGUAUCAGUGGGUUGGGGCAUCUUCCUCAUCGUUCUCCCUCCACCACUUCCUUUUUGUGCCUUCUGUCCUAGUCUGGGACAUCAUUACUGCCACCUGAGAACUCAACCAAGGGCGGGACAGUCCUGCCCUGUCAAUCACAGUAGUCUCUGUUAGCCAGUGGGAGGUUUUUUGCUCAGCAUCAAUGCGCUGCUUUUGGUUGAAUCACUCUUAACUAACAGGGCAGGAUGACCCCGCCUCUAGUGGAGUUUGAGACCCCUCACCUUUAUAGUUGACUUGUCUGUCCGGGGCGGCAGGGUAGCCUAGAGGUUAGAGCGUUGGACUAGUAACCGGAAGGUUGAAAGUUCAAACCCCAGAGCUGACAAGGUAUAAAUGUGUCGUUCUGCCCCUGAACAGGCAGUUAACCCACUGUUCCUAGGCUGUCAUUGAAAAUAAGAAUUUAUUCUUAACUGACUUGCCUGGUUAAAUAAAGGUAAAAAAAUAAAUAACCUGUUCAACCUGUGAACUAGGGGUGAACAACUCUGUUCAUGGUAGCCACAGUAUCUGCUGGGUUGUUAUCCUUCUCUUUUAACUAGACUGAUGCACAGUGCAUUUGGAAAGUUUUCAGACCCUUUGCGUUUUACACACUUUGUUACGUUACAGCCUUAUUCUAAAAUGUAUUAAAUUGUUUAUUUUCCUCAUCAAUCUACACACAAUACCCCAUAAUGACAAAGCAAAGAGAGUACAUUUUUUUCAUUUUGUACAUUUGUGAAAAAAAAUGGAAAUAUCACAGUUCCAUAAGUAUUCAGACCCUUUUCUCAGUACUUUGUUGAUGCACCUUUGGCAGCGAUUACAGCCUCGAGUCUUCUUGGGUAUGACGCUACAAGCUUGGCACAUCUGUAUUUGGGGAGUUUCUCCCAUUCUAAUCUGCAGAUCUUCUCAAACUCUGUCAGGUUGGAUGGGAACGUUGCUACACAGCUAUUUUCAGGUCUCGCCAGAGAUGUUAGAUUGGGUUCAAGUCCAGAGACUUGAAGCCACUCCUGCCUUGUCUUGGCUGUGUGCUUAGGGUCAUUAUCCUUUUGGGAGGUGAACCUUUGCCUCAGACUGAGGUCCUGAGCGAUCUGGUGCAGGUCUUCAUCAAAGAUCUCUCUGUACUUUGCUCCGUUCAUCUUUCCCUCGAUCCUGACUAGUCUCCUAGUCCCUGCCGCUGAAAAACAUCCCCACCGCCUGAUGCUGCCACCACCAUGCUUCACCGUAGGGAUGGUGACAGGUUUCAUCCAGAUAUGAUGCUGCCACCACCAUGCUUCACUGUAGGGAUGGUGCUAGGUUUCAUCCAGAUAUGAUGCUGCCACCACCAUGCUACACCGUAGGGAUGGUGCCAGGUUUCAUCCAGAUAUGAUGCUGCCACCACCAUGCUUCACUGUAGGGAUGGUGCCAGGUUUCAUCCAGAUAUGAUGCUGCCACCACCAUGCUUCACCGUAGGGAUGGUGCCAGGUUUCAUCCAGAUAUGAUGCUUGGCAUUCAGGCCAGAAGUGGCUUCUGUUUAGCCACUCUACCAUAAAGGACUGAUUAGUGGAGUGCUGCAGAGAUGGUUGUCCUUCUGGAUGUUUCUCCCAUCUCCACAGAGGAGCUGUCAGUGUUCUUGGUCACCUCCCUGACCAAGGCCCUUCUCCCCCGAUUGCUCAAUUUGGCCAGGCGCAGCUCUAGGAAGAGUCCUGAUGGUUCCAAACUUCUUCGCUUUAAGAACGAUGGAGGCCACUGUGUUCUUGGACCUUCAAUGCUGCAGAAAUGGUUUGGUACCCUUCCCCAGAUCUGUUCCUCAACACAAUCCUGUCUCGGAGCUCUAUGGACAAUUCCUUCCACCUCAUGUCUUGGUUUUUGCUCUGACAUGCACUGUCAACUGUGGGACCUUAUAUAGACAGGUGUGUGCAUUUCCAAAUUAUGUCCAAUCAAUUGAAUUUACAGCAGAUGGACUCCAAUCAAGUUGUAGAAACAUCUCAAGGAUGGAAACUGGAUCAAUGGAAACAGGAUGCACCUGAGCUCAAUUUCGAGUUUCAUCGCAAAGGGUCUGAAUACUUAUGUAAAUAAAGGUAUUUCUGUUUUUUAUAGAUUUGCAAAAAUGUAUCUAAACCAGUUUUCACUCUGUCAUCAUGGGCUAUUGUUUAAACUUGGUGAGGAUUAUUAUUUUAUUUUUAAAAUCCAUUUUAGAAUGAGGCUGAAUAAUACUUUCUGAAAGCACUGAAUACCUGGAUAACCAGACGUCUAAGGUCUAGACUCGCUAGUUAACUGAUCCAUUCAUAUAACUGAUUAAGUACCACAGAGAUGAAGAGGCUCCUAGUUGUACUAGUGCUCCUAGUAGUACUAGUUGUAGCUGGCGUGUAGAGCCCUCAGUUGUCCAUCCCUACUCAGGUUGCCAAACUCCAGGAACUUGUUUUUCCAGACAUCCUGGUUGGAGGAUUCACAGAAUCUGAAGGGAAUAAGAAGGAAAUCUGCAACCAGGAUUUCUGGAAAACCAGGGAAUUUAUUGAAAGUUCCUGGAGUUUUGCAACCCUUUCCCUACUCUAAGCAGACAUGGCAUGUACUCUACAUCAUCGGUACUUGGUCUCUAAAUCCACGAACUGAGGGAAGACUAAGAAUCUUCGUGUGCAUGUGCACGUUGUGUUUUUAUUUGGGUCGUAUGUCUUCGUGUGCGUGUGCACGUUGUUUUUAUUUGGGUCGUAUGUCUUCGUGUACGUGUGCACGUUGUGUUUUUAUUUGGGUCGUAUGUCUUCGUGUGCGUGUGCACGUUGUGUUUUUAUUUGGGUCGUAUGUCUUCGUGUGCGUGUGCACGUUGUGUUUUUAUUUGGGUCGUAUGUCUUCGUGUACGUGUGCGCAUUGUGUUUUUAUUUGGGUCGUAUGUCUUCGUGUGCGUGUGCACGUUGUGUUUUUAUUUGGGUCGUAUGUCUUCGUGUGCGUGUGCACGUUUUUAUUUGGGUCGUAUGUCUUCGUGUGCACGUUUUUAUUUGGGUCGUAUGUCUUCGUGUGCACGUUGUGUUUUUAUUUGGGUCGUAUGUCUUCGUGUGCGUGUGCACGUUGUGUUUUGAUUUGGGUCGUAUGUCUUCGUGUGCGUGUGCACGUUGUGUUUUGAUUUGGGUCGUAUGUCUUCGUGUGCGUGUGCACGUUGUGUUUUUAUUUGGGUCGUAUGUCUUCGUGUGCGUGUGCACGUUUUUAUUUGGGUCGUAUGUCUUCGUGUACGUGUGCGCGUUGUGUUUUGAUUUGGGUCGUAUGUCUUCGUGUGCACGUUGUGUUUUUUAGUUUUUUAUUGGUUUACGUUUGUCCAAACUAAAUAUACUGUAAGUAUAUUGUCUGUGCUCUUGUUGUUGAUGCAUUGGAUUGUGUAUAGGGUAUUCUACAUAUGCUAUUUUAAUAGGAUAUUAUCACUCUGGAAAUAAGGGAGUUGGGGUUUUGUUGCUUCUUCACACUGAUUGAAUAAAUGUUUUAUACUGUU